GCUCAGGUCAUGUGACACUAGAGGGGACACAGGAGGAAGUAGCAGAGCUUAGGGCUAUGGUAGGAUGGAGUGACCCAGUCUGAGCUGCUCACUGCUGGGUUACCAUGGAGCAUGGAGCUGCUUCAUCUUCACUGCUCCCAGGGCGCAGAUACUGUAUCUACACCAGCUGUUACUGUGAAGAAAAUGUCUGGAAGCUGUGCGAGUACAUCCGUGAUCACCAUCCUCAUAUCCUGGAGGAAUUUUCUGCCGUGUUCAUAUCCAAUCUAAACAAAACGAUCCCGAUCUGGGAGCAGAAGAAUGGAGCAGUUGAUGAACCUGUUGUAUGGGAUUACCACGUUGUGUUGCUGCAUGCCUCCAGAGGUCAGACGUGUAUUUAUGAUCUAGAUUCUGUGCUGCCGUUCCCCUGUUCUUGUUCUAUGUAUAUACACAAGGCACUCAGGACCGACCUCGAGUGGAAUCCUCAGUAUCAAAGGCGUCUGAGAGUCAUUCGAGCAGAUGAGUUUCUGAGAACAUUUGCUUCUGAUCGAUCACACAUGAAAAACGCCAGGGGCGACUGGACAAAACCACCACCAAAUUAUCCAUACAUUAAAACAGCAGAAGCAUCUAUGAACCUGGAUGAUUUCAUCAGUAUGAACCACGAGGUUGGAUGGGGUACAGUGUACACAAUGGCAGACUUCUCAAAAGCAUUCGGCCGUGUUUGACGUAGGAUUCUUUUAUGGAAUUUACAAUAGUCUAUGAGGAGAUCAAACAAGGUUUUGUUUGCUGCAGUUUCCGAUGUGCAUAAUUGAUUCAUUCUGAAAGGUGUUUUUUACUCAGCUGAACUGCAUUCGCAAGCCAUGGAAAAUAUCAUUAACAUGGUACAGAAACAAAAAAAAAUACCUUUUUUCACCAGCCUCCACCAUUCCUACUACUUUGGAUAAAAUUAAACAUGAAACCUCAACAUUUGUGAAUUUUGUAUGACCCAAUUUAAUACGUUUUGAAAAAUAAACAA
Molecule: messenger RNA, 991 nt
Organism: Pelobates fuscus (common spadefoot toad)
Lineage: Eukaryota; Metazoa; Chordata; Amphibia; Anura; Pelobatidae
Gene: NTAQ1
Product: N-terminal glutamine amidase 1
Exons: 6
Coding region: 105-701 (198 amino acids)
Cellular component (GO): nucleus; cytosol
Molecular function (GO): protein-N-terminal glutamine amidohydrolase activity; protein-N-terminal asparagine amidohydrolase activity
Source: RefSeq, a predicted model, not a curated record